GCACGGAACACGAUCAGUCGUUUACAACUAAGAUCCCAAUUCCCUUCUCCCGCGGCCUGCUCCGGUCACCUACCCAACCUCUAACCAUCCUCCCCUUCUCCUUAAGUACACCUAAUGUCCCUCCUUUCACCUAUUAGCCUCUCUCUCUCUCUCUCUCUGCCUCACCCUGAGACCCUAAUUAUCCCUCCUAACACGAAAUCACAUGUCGCUCUCCUCCGUCGCAAUCGCGCUGCUCCGAAAGCUCCACCACCGUCAUCCGCUCCUUCGCUACGCCGCCGCCUGGACAGCGCUCCUUACGUCGAUGGUUUUCCUGACAUCGUUCUCACCGGAGAUGGCUUUCGCCUGGGCUUUGACGCCGUCUUCACCCUUCGCCCGAUCCUGCCAACGAGGGUUCGUUAGGCUUCCGGUAGACGGGCCUCCCGGACCUGCGAUCUGUGUGCCGUCUCGACUAAUCGCCCCGUCCAAAGCCGACCUUAUCGUCCCGCCGGUUUUUGCCGCUUUUGUGGUGGCUGGGUCGGCCUGCAUCGUGUGGGCGUUGGGGUUGUGGGAUUUGGGUGACAGCGAUGAGGAAUCUACGUACCCUUUAUAUUAAUAUUAAUCCGAAAUUUUCAGUCAUAUUUUGUAAUUUGAGCUAUUCGAAUAUUGGGCUGUUCUUAAGAUAUUGGCAAUUUAAAAAAAAUUAUAUAUGGAAGGCAGGAACAGAAGGUAUGGCCUUUUUCUGGCUUCCAAUUCUGUUUCAAUUAGAGAGCAAACUUGGCAUGAAUCGAGAUAAAUUUAGAUAUAUUUUUCAGAUAUUGU
Messenger RNA from Phalaenopsis equestris, 798 nucleotides. RefSeq lists its product as uncharacterized. The record is from RefSeq and is a predicted model, not a curated record. Bases 203 to 592 code for a protein of 129 amino acids. NCBI's taxonomy places the organism in Eukaryota, Viridiplantae, Streptophyta, Magnoliopsida, Asparagales, Orchidaceae. The transcript has a single exon.